Molecule: messenger RNA, 3760 nt
Organism: Chelonus insularis
Lineage: Eukaryota; Metazoa; Arthropoda; Insecta; Hymenoptera; Braconidae
Gene: SWIP
Product: strumpellin and WASH-interacting protein
Exons: 1
Coding region: 432-3692 (1086 amino acids)
Biological process (GO): endosomal transport; endosome organization
Cellular component (GO): WASH complex; endosome
Source: RefSeq, a predicted model, not a curated record
AAAAAUUUUCAAACCUUUCCUCGAAGCGACAACUAUUGACAAACACGAACAGUAAAAUCUGACUUGACAGAUUUCAGGUGGGGUUUUUAUUUUCUGAUGUUUCACAAGUGUAAUUGUAAUCAGAUUACCUCAUAAUAUCUAACUUGGUUAAAAAAAAUUAAUUUGACAAUUGUCAAAUACACGCGUAUUCACAGCUGUUUACUUUAUUUUUAAUAAUUUACUAAUAUAUUACUCAGUUAUUAAAGAUAUUUCGUUAGUAUUCAACUGAAAAUUAAAAAAGUAUCUAAACUAUUUAAAAUGAUGCUAAUGAAUUGGAAAACAGUAGAUUUAUCUACAAGCUUCAGGUUAUGACAAUCUUUAUAGAAAAAAAUUUAUAAAUUUACUAUAAUAUUUCUGAAAAAUUACAAGAAAGUUAUUAAAAGCAGUGAAAAAUGAUUGAAUCACCGGGUUGGACUUCAGGAAGAGAUGAAGAAAUUUAUAAAGCAGCAGGGAAUGUGCAAUUGAAAAAAUAUGGACAAUUAUUCAAUUGGCUGGCUGAAAAUUGGUGGGAAAGUGUUUCUUCAAUAAUGUAUAUUCUGGAAGGACCAUUAAGACUGGUUUAUCAAAGUAAUGAUCAUGAAAAUAUAUUAUCCUUAGUAGAAAUAGAAAAUAAAAAUUUAUCAAAACUUCUAGCUACUGUGGCAGCAACUUGUAGAGAGAUAAGACUUUUGAAACAAGAAUCUGUUCAGUUUUAUCGAAAACUCUUCAACCAUGGUGAAAAAAGUGAUUCCGAUUUUAAAGAAAAAUAUAAUUUUAAUCAAUUAUUAAUAGAUCUUCAAGAUUUAUCUCUUUAUGUUAAUAGAAUUUUGACUGUGAUACAUUUAACUAUACAACAAUUGUCUAGUUUAACUAUUGGAGCUAAUGAAAUAUAUCUUCCAGCACUUAUAGAACAUUUAAUUGAUUCUUUUGUUAUCUUGAUAACUUUAGAUGAAAUAAUUGAAGCUUAUCCAUCAAUUUUAGGUCAAUGGAAGAAGUAUCGAAUUCAGGUUCGAUCUUUGAUGCACAACCCAUCAAAGUUUUCGUUAACAGAACAAAAACUGAUGACUUUUGAUAAGCUUUUGAAAGACUUACAAAAUCAGUUAUUAACAAAAAAUAUAUUCCUCAAGGCAGUUGAUCAUGUGAUGGAAGUUAGAAAAAGCCCAGUAAUGGUUGAUCAUUUAGUAACAUAUUUCAAAAAUAUUAUGACUGAUAUUGAAAAUAAAAUAGCAAACAUUUCAGUAGUUAAUAAUAGUUGGAUGAGAAUAAAUGUUGGUGUUGUUAUUUUAAUAAAAUUUUUCGGCAGUUGUGAUAAAAAGCUUCUUAAAAAGCUUAAUGAAGUAAAUAAAAAAUUAUUUGCAGUUACUUUAACCGGAAAUAUCAUUUGGAUACCGAGUAAAUUUUUAAGUGAAAACAUUCCAAAUGAAGCUGGAAAUUCAAUAAACAUUCACCAAAUAGGAGAGAAAGUUCUAACAUCACGAAUGCAAAAAUUAUCGUCAGUGUCAGCAAACUUGACCCAUAAAUCUAUGCUAUGGUGUAUUGAAGCAGAAAAUUUAUUAAACGGAACUGAAUUCCACAUUUCCGAUAUUAAAAAACAGUAUUUAUUACUUAAAGAUGUGAUAUCAUUGUUAAAUCAAAUUAAUGAGUUAGUUUGUUUUAUUACCAAUGUCCAUGCAGUGCUAUCAAAACCAAUGAACCGGAGCACAGUUCAAAUAAUUUGUCGACUUAUUGAAAUUCAAAAAACUCUUGAAACUUCUGUAUACUCUCUAGGACCUAUGGUGGUUCAAGCACAAGGACGUGCACUUCAAUGCCUUAGUUAUGAAAUCUUAGUAAUCUUAGAGACUGCUAGAAAAGCUCUUAUUCAGAAGGAUCAAGGAUAUAGUCGUGAAAAGCUCGAUGCUUUGUCAUUGACUGGUUUAAGUAUGAAAUUAAUCAACGGACCUAGUACUGCUGAUCGAAGACUGAUUGUAAGAUGUGCUUUAUCAUGUGCUAGACAACGUGCAGAUGCUUUUAAAGAUGAUGAAGUUAUCAAAUUAAAAUUAAAACUUGAUGAUUAUGAUACAAUAGCUGAUUUAGAUUUGAAAAUCAAAGAAGUUUGUAACUAUAGUGUUUUACUUCAUCAUCAAAGUAUAAUUCCUGCUUAUUUCUCAUCAAUUCUUGAAAGUACCCAAGACAUUUCACAUGUUGUUCACCUCUUAAAUGCUUUUAAUACUGCUGUGAUUAGACAAGAAUCUUCAGAAUUUACAGAAACAAGAGUUUUGGAGCUGAAGGAAGCUUUGACUAAACAUAUUUUAGAACCUUCUGGUCGAGAAAUUGAAACGAGUUUACGGCUCCAUGUUCAUGCACAUCUGAAACUUGAUUCAAUGAAUCCUUUCAAAGUGGGAGUUAAAGAUGCUGGAAGAAUUGUCGAUGCUUUACCUCUUCCAAUAGCUGGAAAUUUUAUUAGUUGUAAAAGAUUCAUUGAACAUUAUUUAGAUGAUAUUUUUUAUAAUCUUACAACUGUAGCGUUGCAUGAUUGGAAAACUUAUAAGACAAUGCACGCUUUAGCUAAAUAUAAACUGGGAUUAGAAACGGUUCAGAAUCAUUUACCUACACAAACACUUGAACAAGGCUUGGAUGCUUUAGAAAUUAUGAGAAAUAUUCAUGUUUUUGUAUCUAAAUAUUUGUAUAAUCUCAAUACUCAAACUUUUAUCGAACAUACCAGUGCUAAUAGACAUUUAAACACAAUUGGUAUAAAGCAUAUAGCCAAUUCUAUAAGAACUCAUGGUACAGGAAUUAUGAGUACUACAGUAAAUUUUGUUUAUCAAUUUUUAAGAGUUAAACUCCAUACUUUCUCUCAAUUUCUCUUCGAUGAACAUAUCAAAUCACGGUUAUUAAAGGAUAUUAGGUUUAUUAAAAGUCAGAGAGAGAAAGAAGAGACACCUUAUACAUACGAAAGAGCAGAAAAAUUUCAGAAAGGUAUCAGAAAACUUGGAAUGUCUGCUGAUAUGAGCUACCUCGAUCAUUUUCGACAACUUAUUACGCAAAUUGGAAAUGCUCUGGGGUAUGUUAGAUUGAUCAGAUCUGGUGGGUUACAUGCUUGUGCUAAUGCUGUAUCUUUUUUGCCUGAUAUCAAUACUCCAGUGGCCUUUGAAAAUACUUGCAAACUUUUGAAUUAUUCAGAAAGUACUCAAGCUGCAGCUAAACGUUUAGAUGAUGAUAUAGGAAAUCUCGUAAGAAAUUUUACAGAAGGUAUACAAUAUUUUAAACUACUUGUUAAUGUAUUUGCAUCAGCAUUCAGGGAUACUAAAUCUCAUCAUUUACAACAAUUUUAUGCUAUUAUACCUCCUUUAACGCUCAGUUUUGUUGAUAAUGCAGUAGCUAAUAAAGAAAAAAUAUUCAAAAAAAAUAAAGUUGGUGCUGCAUUCACUGAUGAUGGAUUUGCUAUGGGAAUUGCUUAUAUCAAUGCUCUAUUAGAUCAAAGUGCUGAGUUAGAUGGGCUACACUGGUUUGAAACUGUAAAUGAAUAUUUAAACAAAGAAAAAACAUUGGCUGAAAAAAUUGAAGGUGAAGAUGAAAAACUACAACAAACACGAGCUUUGACACUCAAGAGAAUAGCAGAAAGAAGUGCAGAAUUUCAAUUACUCUACUACAGUUUGUCAGGAGCUCGAGUUUUUUUUAAACAAUCAGAUUAUUAAAUCAUUUUGCAAAGUUCAAUUAUUCAAUAAUGAAUGAAAUGAGCUCGAAUUUGAAUAUUUUAUUAUUA